AUGGACCAGCAGCAACCAGGCCAGCAGGGUCCUAUGGGCCCUGCAGGUCGUCGCCUGCACAUUGCGCAUCGUCGCAGCCCGUCUGAGCUGACUCCGCUGAUGACUCCAAUAGUGGAACAACUCGCCAUCGCACAACAAAUCGAGGUCUUACAACAGCAACAGCAGCAAAUCGCUGCCACACACCAACAAUAUGUCAACAUGGGCAUGAUUCAGCCGCAGCAGCAUCUCGGCAACUUCCAGAUGCAGGGCCAGAUGCCUAAUGCUGCAUCCAACAACUUCCAGUUCCCACAGCAAAUGGCUCAACCGCAUCUCGCCGUCCCUAUGAACGCUCCUGCUCAGCCUGGUGCGCACCGUCGCAACCAGUCCGCCCUUCCCAAUGUCGGCUUGGGUGGUGCUCCCGCUGCGCCUUCCUCCGGCACGUCUGGCUUCGGUGAGUUCAGCGCACAGCAAGGCACUCAGGGCAGAGAGAAUGUCAACCCUCGUGGCCGAGGUGGCGGCGGCGCCGGCUCUGGACACACUCGACGACACUCGCUAGCUCUUGCAGAUGCCAAGAAGGCGGCCGAACUGGCUGAACAGAAGAGAAAGACUUCUGGCUUCCAGUUCCCUCUUCCCGGAGCCAGCGGAAGCUCUAAUCGGGAUGCGAGCCCCAGCGGUAACAGCGCCUCCAACGAUGGAGGCUUGCGAGGCGGCCGUGGUGGCCAUGGUCGCAGCCAGAGUAUGGCUGUUGGCCGUGGCGGUGGAAGCGCUGGCCGAGGUGGCCCUGCUUUCUCCUUCCCCGCUGCUAGCAGCGAGGCGAGCACCACUGCCCCUCCUACAACUAACAACACCAAUAACAACGCCAACAACAAUAACAACAAUAACAACAACACCAACCAGUCUGGCCAGACCGACUUCCAGCGCCGUGGUAGCCAAGGACAUGGCCGCGCAGCGUCUCGCAACUUCGAGGGCAACUGGAGGCAACCCCAAAACAACACCCAACAACAGCCUAGCCAGGAAACCCAGUCCCAGAACAUGGGCAACUUUAACAUGAACCAAACCGCCAAUGCCCCUCCUUUCCAACCUGGUCACCGCACUCGCGGGUCUGUGAACCAGUCUGUUGGCUCUCUUGGCAACUUCCAGUACGGCGGCCAGAAUCAGAUGAUGCAGAACCAGCAGGCGCAGCUCCUGCUCCAGCAACAGAUGUUCGGCGCUCAGGGUCUCAACCCGAUGCAGAUUGCACACCUGCAGGCGCUCCAGGCUGCUCAGAUGGGUGGCGGCAUGGGAGGUCUUGGAAACAGCCAGCAUGCUCAGCCCCAGAUGGGAAUGCAGCAAGGGAACCAGCAGCAGCGCAAGACGCUCUUCACUCCUUACCUUCCUCAGGCGACUCUGCCUGCUCUCCUUGGCGAUGGCCAGCUCGUUGCCGGUGUGCUCCGUGUGAACAAGAAGAACCGUAGCGAUGCUUACGUUACCACCACUGACUUGGAUGCUGACAUCUUCAUUUGUGGUAGCAAAGACAGGAACCGAGCUCUCGAGGGCGAUUUGGUCGCCGUUGAGCUGCUCGACGUGGACGAGGUGUGGGGUCAGAAACGUGAGAAGGAAGAGAAGAAAAAGAGGAAGGACAACGCCGAUCCUCGCGGCGGUAGUAUCGCUGUGAACGAUGCCACCACCCAACCCGAGUCCUCCAACGAGGGUGGCAUCCGUCGACGUGGCAGUCUUCGCCAGCGCCCUACGCAGAAGAAGAACGACGAUGUCGAAGUCGAGGGACAGAGCCUGCUUCUCAUGGAAGAGGAAGAGAUCAAUGACGAGCAGAAGCCGCUGUACGCCGGCCACAUCGUUGCCGUCAUUGAACGUGUUGCCGGACAGAUGUUCUCGGGAUCCCUCGGACUCUUGCGUCCCAGUAGCGCGGCCACUAAGGAGAAGCAGGAGGCUGAGCGACAGGCCCGCGAAGGAAACUCUGGCCGUCCGCAGCCAGAACGUCAGGACAAGCCAAAGAUUGUCUGGUUCAAGCCAACCGAUAAGCGUGUGCCUUUGAUCGCUAUUCCAACCGAGCAGGCACCAAGGGACUUCGUUGAGAAGCACCAGGAUUAUGCCGACCGUAUCUUUGUGGCAUGCAUCAAGCGAUGGCCCAUCACUUCGCUGCAUCCUUUUGGUACCCUUGUUGAACAGCUUGGAGUCAUGGGUGAACUUAAGGUGGAAACCGAUGCUCUCCUACGCGACAACAACUUUGGUCCGGACGACUUCUCGGAUGCCGUCAUCAAGAACGUCGGUUUCGAGGACUGGUCCGUCGCCAAUGAUGGCGAGACUGCGCUGGAGAAUCGCCGGGACUUCCGAAGCGAAGAGACCUUCACCAUUGACCCCAAUGGCAGCAAAGAGCUUGACGAUGCUAUCCACUUCAAGGACCUUGAUGAUGGCCGCGUUGAAAUCGGCAUCCACGUUGCUGAUGUUGCGCACUUCAUCAAGGCCAACUCGCUUGUCGACCGUGAGGCCAAGAAGCGCGGCACUGCUGUUUACCUCAUGAACCGCACUGUGAACAUGCUUCCUCCUAGGUUGUCCAACGACAUCUGCUGUCUAAACCCUGGAGAGGAUCGUUACACCGUCAGUGUUGUCUUCAAGGUUGACCCCAAGACCGGCCGCAUUUCCGAGGAUGAGACCUGGGUCGGCAAGGCUGUGAUCAAGAGCUCUGGAAAGCUGACGUAUGACGAGGUCGAUUCCGUUAUCAACGGAGGAGAGGCCCAGGUCAACGCGGCCCGUGCUAAGGACAUCAAGACGCUUCAUCACAUUGCACAGAAGCUUCGCCAGGCCCGCUUCGGUGGCCGUACUGAAGACGCUCCUUCCCUUCGCCUUAUGUACCAACUCGACGAUGAGAACGUCCCAGUCGAGCAGAACAUAUUCGACUCUUCUCCCGCUCACGAAUGUAUCGAGGAGCUGAGUCACAUUGCUAACGCUUUCGUCGCCAAGAAGCUCGCAGCGGCUCUUCCUGAAAAGGCACUUUUGCGUCGUCAGCAAUUCCCAAACCCUCGUCGCUUGACCACCAUCGCCGACCGUAUGGGCGCCAUUGGCUACCAGAUCGAUACCGAGAGCAGUGGAUCGCUGCAGAACAGCCUGUUCCAGGUCGAAGACGACGACAUCCGAAAGGGUAUGGAGACUCUGGUGAUCAAGUCGAUGCCCCGUGCGAAGUACUUUGUUGCUGGUAAGCUUCCAGAGGACCAGUACCCCCACUACGCCUUAAACUUGCCUCUUUACACCCACUUCACCAACCCCUCGCGCCGCUAUGCCGACAUCAUUGUGCAUCGCCAACUCGAGGUUGCUUUGUCCGACGGCGCAGUCGAGUUCACCGAGGAUAUUGAGGCUCUUGCGAAGACUGCCGAGAUGUGCAACACCAAGAAGGACUCUGCUCAUGCUGCUCAGGAGCAGAGCGUGCAUAUUGAGGCUUGUCGCAAGAUGGACAAGGUCGCCAAGGAGCAGGGAGGCGAGCUCAUUAGUGAGGGUAUCGUCCUUUGCGUCUACGAGUCCGCUUUCGAUGUUCUCAUUCCAGAGUGGGGCUUCGAGAAGCGCGUCCACUGCGACCAGCUUCCUCUCAAGAAGGCCGAGUUCGACAAGAACACUCGCGUGCUCGAACUAUACUGGGAGAAGGGUGUCCCGUCCUCUGCAUACGUACCUGAGGAUGAGAGGCCGAAGCACGGUUCGGUCCGAGCUGCGAAUGCGGCGGCAGCGGCGCGUGACGCUGAGGCGGCCAAGCAGCGCGCGAAGGAGCAGGAGGAAGCACAGCGCAGGCAGAUGGACACUGGUACCAUCUCCACCACUGACGUUGAUGCUCUGUUCGACGAUGACGAGGAUGACGAUGACUCGAACGACUUGAACUCGACAAUGGCAGGCGUCUCUCUGAACCCAGACCGACCAACCCAGAGCAUGCCGCCUUCGCCGACUAGGCGCGAGCUUCCCGGCCAAGGUCCCCACCGCGUCAACUCUGACUCGAAGCUCACCAAGAGCGUUAGCGAGGCUCCCGAGGCCAAGCUUUCCAACAAGGAGAAGUACCUUAACUGGUUUACCCUGCGUGAGCAGAAUGGCGACUAUAUCCAGGAUGUGCGUGAGAUGACACGUGUGCCAGUCAUCCUUAAGACGGAUCUGACCAAGAGCCCUCCAUGCUUGACCAUCCGAUCGCUCAACCCGUAUGCUCUUUAA
Molecule: messenger RNA, 4161 nt
Organism: Parastagonospora nodorum SN15
Lineage: Eukaryota; Fungi; Ascomycota; Dothideomycetes; Pleosporales; Phaeosphaeriaceae
Exons: 3
Coding region: 1-4161 (1386 amino acids)
Biological process (GO): mRNA catabolic process
Cellular component (GO): exosome (RNase complex); P-body
Molecular function (GO): RNA binding; 3'-5'-RNA exonuclease activity
Source: RefSeq, a predicted model, not a curated record